Molecule: messenger RNA, 1288 nt
Organism: Centruroides sculpturatus (bark scorpion)
Lineage: Eukaryota; Metazoa; Arthropoda; Arachnida; Scorpiones; Buthidae
Product: protein OPI10 homolog
Exons: 4
Coding region: 78-665 (195 amino acids)
Biological process (GO): protein import into nucleus
Cellular component (GO): nucleus; cytosol
Molecular function (GO): nuclear import signal receptor activity; Hsp70 protein binding
Source: RefSeq, a predicted model, not a curated record
GUCGAUGGUUGUUUUGAUUUUAAGGAAGUGUGGCCGCGUUAUGGAGUCUGUAGUAGGAAAGAUUUAAGUGAAAGAAAAUGACUAAUCCCAUGUUUGGUGUCAUAGUCUCUGGACGGCUGGUACAAACAGAUUUUCAACCUGUAGAUGAAACAAAAUUUUUUAUUACAAUUCCUGAUGCAGAUAAUAUAAAUCAUAUAGUAGUAUUUCUAACUGGUGCAAUUCCUUUUCAAGAUGGAAUUGGUGGCUCAGUAUAUUUUAGUUGGCCAGAUCCUGUAGCUCCACCAACUUGGCAAUUUCUUGGUUACAUAUCCAAUCAGAAACCUAGUGCAAUUUUCAAAAUUUCGAAACUGAAAACAGAUUCUACAACAGCAAAUCCAUUUGCCCCACAACCAGUCUCGCACGUUGCACAAAUUGGAAUAUCAGUAGAACCACUAGUUCAUAUACAAAGUCAAAUACCAGUAACAGAUGAUAAUGCAGCUGUUAGUAAUUUUAUGGAAUUUGCUACAAAAAUGCUUGAAAACUUCUUUAAUUUUGCAUCUUCAUUUGUAACAAAUCCAGCAGCAGUUGCACUAAGCCCAACUGAAUUUAUCCCAAUAAGUGUUUUUCAACAAUGGUAUACAAACUUUCAAAGACGACUCCAAACCGAUCCAAACUUUUGGAAAUAAGAAUAUUUGUUGUGUUAAUAUUAUCAAGACCAAAUGUUUCAAUUACUGAAUAAUUUUUCUAAUGGGUAAUUUUCAUUAAACUUUAAAAAAAUCUGUAUUGUUUUAUAUGCUGUGUACUUCCAGAAAUAUGCAAUCAUUAUGUUCUUAAAACUAAAAUAGAUCUAUAUUCACGUGCUUAGAUGAGCAAUAAUAAUUUUUGCCAUCAACCAAACAAUAUCAAAGGGUUGUGAAUUAAUUUCAUUAUUUCUUUACUGGUUAAGUAAAAUUUUGAUGUUGAAUUCCAAUUUUAAGUUUUAGCUUCAUACAUUCAAUUUCUAAACUUAUUAUAUGUAUAUUUUUAAUUACUUGAACAUUGACGCUAAUAUUUCUUUGAAUAUAAUAUAUUAUAUAAAAUUUCUUUUCUAAAUGAUAGUAUGUAUUUUAUCUCCCUAAUCAAAUAUUCUGUUCAAAUGCUUAAUGAUAAAAUGUAAAAUUUCUGCUACAAAUAUUGCAAAAUGCUAUAUUUUAUUAUAUUACAUUUAAUGCUACUAUAUAAUAUUUAUGUAUAAUUAAUUGUAAAUCUUGUAACUGAUAUUCUGUAGUUGAAAAAAGUAUUAAUACUAUAAAAAUUUGAGUUUUAUAAA